AUGCCUGCCUGCUCCCUCCUCCUCCUCCUGGGGCUGCUUCUGGUGCUGGAGCCUGCCUGCUGCCAGCAAGCCCGGGGCAGCCUCCAGCCAUGGUCACAGGGUGUCAUCGCAGUGGCUGUGUUUCUGGUCCUGGUGGCCAUCGCUUUCGUAGUUAAUAGGUUCUGGUGUAAGAAGAAAGUGGAAAAUGUCGAGACAGUGGUGAGCGUCGAGGACAAGCGGGAUGCUGUCGUGUCCAAUGGCCAUGAAGGCAGAUACCUAACCUCUGCAGCCGACUUCAGGUCCAGAGAGAGCCAUCACGCCUAUGAGAACACACUGGAGCCUGAGGAGACGGUGAUCACCACCGCCAUGUAG
This is a messenger RNA of Opisthocomus hoazin, 351 nucleotides long. It is a transcript of the gene PDZK1IP1, whose product is annotated as PDZK1 interacting protein 1. The record is from RefSeq and is a predicted model, not a curated record. NCBI's taxonomy places the organism in Eukaryota, Metazoa, Chordata, Aves, Opisthocomiformes, Opisthocomidae.